Rasamsonia emersonii CBS 393.64 is the source of this 1350-nucleotide messenger RNA. RefSeq names its product Cysteine synthase. Gene Ontology annotation, molecular function: cysteine synthase activity. The coding region runs from base 1 to 1350 and encodes 449 amino acids. The transcript is spliced from 5 exons. Lineage: Eukaryota; Fungi; Ascomycota; Eurotiomycetes; Eurotiales; Trichocomaceae. The record is from RefSeq and is a predicted model, not a curated record. Gene Ontology annotation, cellular component: cytoplasm.
AUGAACGAAUAUCAUCGCGCCUACGUGGGCGCCGCCUUCGUGGCCGGGAUUCUGGUGACCCUCGGCGUCCGAGAGCUCCUCUAUCCACACAUUGAGCGCCGCCUGCGCGGACCGCAGAAAACAGCAGCAGGCCAGAAAAAUGCAGAUGCUGCUGCUCUAGCUGAUGAAAGUGAUGCCGACCUCCUGAAUUCCGUCAGAACCGGUCCUCCGGCAAUUGUGGACGGCGUCGAAGGAUGCAUUGGGAAUACGCCCCUCUUCCGGAUCAAGUCGCUGUCCGACGCGACUGGAUGCGAGAUUCUCGCCAAGGCAGAGUACUUGAACGGUGCUGGAGGAAGUCCCAAGGACCGCGUGGCCUUGAGCAUGAUUCAAAUGGCCGAGAAAGAAGGUUUCUUAAGACCGCAUUCCGGAGAUGUCAUCUACGAAGGAACCUCGGGUUCUACGGGCAUCUCGCUAGCUACGCUGGCACGGGCGCGAGGAUACUUGGCCCACAUCUGCAUGCCAUCGGAUCAAGCAAUGGAAAAGUCGGACCUGCUGCUCAAACUCGGAGCCGUUGUCGACCGUGUUCCCCCAGCUCCCAUCGUGGAACCAGGGAACUUUGUUAACAGAGCGAGGGCGCUUGCCCAGGCCCGGACUGAGUCUGCUGCCAGCGCUUCUGCAGGACCCUCCGCCGCGAGUGCAGAUCAAUUGACGAGCACCGUCGCGACAUCCGAGCCCGGCGCGAUGACUGGACGAGGCUUCUUUACCGAUCAAUUUGAGAACCCCGCCAACUGGACUGCUCAUUAUCGAGGCACUGGUCCAGAAAUCUUUGCCCAAUGCAACGGAAAGCUCGACGCCUUUGUGGCCGGAGCGGGCACCGGGGGAACGAUAUCCGGGGUGGCGCUUUUCCUUAAGCCCAGAAUACCUAACAUAUCCAUAGUCCUCGCGGAUCCCCAAGGGAGCGGGCUGUACAACCGGGUCCGGUAUGGGGUCAUGUUCGACAUCAAGGAGCGCGAAGGCACCCGCAGACGAAGCCAGGUCGACUCGAUUGUUGAGGGCAUUGGAAUCAAUCGCGUCACCGCCAACUUCGAGGCGGGCAGAGAAUUGAUCGACGAUGCGGUACGGGUGACGGAUGCGCAAGCCUUGGCUAUGGCACGAUGGCUGGUGGAGAAAGAUGGAAUCUUUAUUGGAAGCAGCAGUGCAGUGAACUGUUUCGCGGCUGUCAAAACCGCGUUGAAACUUGGUCCUGGCCACCGAAUCGUGACGGUGCUGACCGAUUCAGGAUCAAGGCAUCUAUCCAAAUUCUGGGCCCAGGCGGGAGACGUGGGUGGCACGGUGGACACCAAAUUGGAGGAUGUUUUGAACGCUAAAUAG